Molecule: messenger RNA, 5485 nt
Organism: Danio rerio (zebrafish)
Lineage: Eukaryota; Metazoa; Chordata; Actinopteri; Cypriniformes; Danionidae
Gene: git2b
Product: G protein-coupled receptor kinase interacting ArfGAP 2b
Biological process (GO): brain development; regulation of ARF protein signal transduction
Molecular function (GO): GTPase activator activity
Source: RefSeq, marked validated
GGAAACACGUCCUCCCAACAUCUGUAUCUCUCGCUCAUUAAUGCGUUAAUCACAUUAAUGUUUUUGAUGAUCGUUUAACGCAGCUGCACGAUGUCCAUCAGAGCGCGUAACCGAGAGAUCUGCGCAGACUGCAGCGCGCCCGAUUCCCGCUGGGCCUCGAUCAACCGCGGUGUUCUGAUCUGUGAUGAAUGCUGCAGUAUUCACCGAGGUCUGGGUCGACACAGCUCUCAGGUCCGACAUUUGACCCAAACCUCCUGGCCGUCCUCUCAGCUACAGAUGGUGAAGUCUCUGUACAAUAAUGGAGCAAAUUCAAUCUGGGAACACAGUCUCUUGGAUCCGUCUUCCAUCAUGAGUGGAAAACGCAAAGCCAAUCCUCAGGACAGAGUGCACCCCAACAAAACAGAUUUCAUCAAGGCUAAAUAUCAAAUGUUGGCGUUUGUUCAUCGCAUGCCGUGUCGAGAAGACGACAGCGUCACUGCCAAAGACCUCAGCAAGCAACUUCACUCUAGUGUGAGAACUGGCAAUUUGGAAACGUGUCUAAGGCUGUUGUCGUUGGGAGCUCAGGCCAACUUUUUCCAUCCAGAGAAAGGAAACACUCCUCUACAUGUGGCAGCUAAAGCGGGCCAGCUACUCCAGGCCGAGCUGCUCACUGUGUAUGGAGCAGAUCCCGGAGCACCGGACAGCUCUGGAAAGACUCCUAUUGACUACGCCAGGCAAGCCGGGCACCAGGACCUCGCAGACAGACUGGUGGAGAUCCAGUUUGAGCUGACAGACAGACUAGCGUUCUACCUGUGUGGAAGAAAGCCAGAUCAUAAAAAUGGUCAGCACUUCAUAAUUCCUCAAAUCGCAGACAGCGGUCUUGACUUGUCAGAACUGGCCAAAGCAGCAAAGAAGAAGCUUCAGUCUCUCAGCAAUCAUCAGUUUGAAGAGCUAGCCAUGGACGUUUACGAUGAAGUUGACCGAAGAGAAACAGAUGCAGUUUGGCUUGCAACACAGAACCACAGUACUUUGGUAACUGACACCACGGUGGUUCCUUUCCUCCCUGUCAACCCUGAAUAUUCUUCCACUAGGAAUCAGGGACGUCAGAAGCUGGCCAGGUUUAAUGCACAUGAGUUUGCGACGUUGGUUAUUGACAUAUUAACUGAUGCCAAACGGCGUCAGCUGGGGAAUUCUCCUGAUAAUGUUAAAGAUAAUGUGGAGUUAAUUCUGAAGGACAUUGGAAACCGUCGUGGCAGUGAAAGUCCAGAGCUGGACCAGCCUGAUUAUGACAGUGUGGCAUCCGAUGAGGAUACAGAGCAAGAACCAACAUCGGGAAAAGAUGAGCGAACCAAGAGCUCUGAGUCUUCAGACUUGUCAGACAGUCCCAUCACCGUGCAGGAGUUCAUGGAGGUCAAAACUGCCCUCAACGCCUCCGAAGCAAAGAUCCAGCAGCUCCUCAAGGUCAACUGCCAUCUUAGCGAGGAGCUGAGACUCAUGCAGAGCAAGUUGAACUCCCUUCAGAAUGAGAACAGCAAUCUGAAAUGGCAAACUCCUAAUAGUUUGGUAAGGCCGCAGGACGUCCCACACAGGGCAGCUCCUCGCGGCUGUAGGGCCAUGUCCAUGUAUGAGACUGGAUCAGGAUUGAGGCAGUACCACCCUAGAGGAGAGACGGUCCACCCUGACACAAACCUGACUCUACAGCCACUGCCAUCUAAUAUUGGGAAGGGUCCCUCGGUGACUGCCUUCUCCUCCCUUCCCACGUUCCCCUCAACUCUGUCCUGGUCCUGGGAUGAGAUAACCCAAAGGGGAUCCAGUUUAGACGGCCAGAGCGGCAUGCCUGCAAGUGACUAUGAUAAUACACUGAACCAUGCUGAGAUGAACGAAUCUGGGACAAUUCAAAGUAAUUUCUCGAGGGCGAGCGGGUGGCUGGGCGACAGUACAGUGCUGUCAGAAAACCAUUCUGAGGGUGAGAGCGACUCGACUUUACCAUGUACAGAAGACGUAAUCAGCAAGACGGAGCUGAUCACCAAGAACAUCCAGGAAUUACUGAGAGCUGCGCAGGAGAAUAAACAUGCCAGCUUCGUCACGUGUUCAGAGAGAAUUCUUCUAGCAGUGACGGAAAUGGCUACGUUAUUCCCGAAGAGGCCAUCUUCAGAGACCGUUCGUGGGUCUUUGCGUCUCUUGACCUCCAGUGCCAGCCGUCUGCAGGGCGAAUGUCAGAAGGCCACACCGCACGACUCCCAGCAGGUUAUUCAGUGUGCCUACGACAUUGCCAAAGCGGCUAAACAGCUAGUUACUGUGACUACCAAAGACAGUAACUGAGUUACAGUAUCUGAACGCCUUUCACCAUGUCUACACGUUUAUUUGCUAUUAUAUUGUCCAGUAUUAUUUAGGGCUGGGACCAUACAUUGAUGUUUUGUGAUUCAUGGAUCGAGUCUUAGACUAUUGGAAUGUAUCGUAGUUCUCCUGGAAUUGAUUCUGCAUUUAGUUUUUAACACCAGAUGGCGCUCUAUGGAGAAGCGUCUGGUGGAGAUCCAACCCCACCCACAUCCAAGUGUCAUGUCAGACGCCACACUGCAGCGUGUAGAAAGAUGUCCAAUGCUUAGUGGAUGCACGUGUGUAAGCGUUUGUUGCUAAUUCUGUUUUAUAUAUAAAAUGACACAUUUUAUUGUGUGUUAUUAACAUCUACACCUCCCCAUACCCUAAACCCAACCAUCACAGUAAGGGUGCUCAUUACAUUGUCUGACUUGCCACUUUGAUGUAGGAGGAGUUGAAUGUCCACCUCAGACUGCAGCGAGCACUACUUGGCUCUGGGCUGGGUUUUUUUUUAACAGCAGACUGCGCUCUAUGCUAGUUUUUAAAAGCAGAUGGUGCUCCAGGCAAGUUUUUAAUGCCAGAUGGUGCCCUAGGCUAGUUUUAAACAGCAGAUGGCUCUCUAAGCUAGUUUUAACAGCUUACGGCGCUCUAGGCUAGUUUUAAACAGCUUACAGCACCCUAGGCUAGUUUUAAACAGCAGAUGGCUCUCUAAGCUAGUUUUAACAGCUUACGGCGCUCUAGGCUAGUUUUAAACAGCUUACAGCACUCUAGGCUAGUUUUAAACAGCAGACGGCUCUCUAAGCUAGUUUUAACAGCUUAUGGUGCUCUAGGCUAGUUUUAAUAGCUUAUUGCGCUCUAGGCUAGUUUUAAACAGCAGAUGGCGUUCUAAGCUACUUUUAACAGCUUAUGGCGCUCUAGGCUAGUUUUAAACAGCUUAAGGUGCUUUAGGCUAGUUUUAACAGCAGAUGGCGCUCUAGGCUCGUUUUAAACCACAGAUGGCGCUCUAGGCUAGUUUUUAACCGCAGAUGGCGCUCUAGGCUCAUUUUAAACAGCAGAUGGCACUCUAGGCUAGUUUUUAACCGCAGAUGUCCCUCUAGGCUAGUUUUUAAUGGCAGAUGGCACUCUAGGCUCUUUUAAACAGCAGAUGGCCCUCUAGGCUAGUUUUUAACAGCAGAUGGCACUCUAGGCUAGUUUUUAACAGCAGAUGGCACUCUAGGGUAGUUUUUAACAGCAGACUGCGCUCUAGGCUAGUUUUUAACAGCAGAUGGUGCUCUAGACUAGUUUUUAACAGCAGACUGCGCUCUAUGCUAGUUUUUAACAGCAGAUGUUGCCCUAGGCUAGUUUUAUAACAGCAGAUGGCGCUCUAUGUUAGUUUUUAACAGCAGAUGGUGCCCCUAGGCUAGUUUUUAACAGCAGGUGACGCUCUAGCCCUGUUUUUAACAGCAGACAGUGCUCUAGGCUAGUUUUUAAUCAUACACUAUUAGCAAGCAUGAAGAACUCUUGAGCUUUCAGCGAUGUAAUGUACUUCCACCACGCAUUUAUUGUGUAAUUUGCUUGAAUGUUUUCAUCAAAUCAUCAACGUUAUUAAUGAUGGUUAUGUUUAAGUGGUAUGAGCAAGGACUAGCUGUAUGUUGCUGUUUAUAAAACAUACAGCGCCACCUGGUGGCAAAAACCAAGCUCAAUUUCAGAAUCGAUUCAGAAUCAAUUCUCAUUGCAUCAAUUUAUUGUCCCGCCCCAGGUAUUAUUAUUAUUAUUGAUGAUCAACACAGCACAGUUUGGUUUGUAUUCUUGCAGAAAUGACCUUUUUUAUAUAUAUUUUAUUCGUACACACUAACAUAAAUUUUGGGACACUGAGUUUCAAUUAUCAAUGACAUUAUUAAUAUUAUUAUUGUUUUGUCCUAGCUUUAUGGUGCCGUUUUUAAUUGUAAACUAAUAUUUGUUUUGCUUCCGAUGGUGCUAAUGAACUCAUUUUCGUCUGUAUCGCUCAUGUUUGUGGAUUAACAGAACAAGGCCUUUACUACCUGUGCAUUUCCAAUACAUCACGCCAAGACAAAACCGGAACAAAUCGUAAACAGCUAUUAUUGCUGAAAUUCAGCUGGUGUAAUAAAUGGUUCUUUGUCUUGAAAAGCAGUUCACUCAAAACGUGACCAUGAUGUAGAUGUCAGGACCCACAAUGCCUCAUUUCUUGUGCAAUAAAUACCCUUUAGCCUCGCUGCAGAAUAAUAUCUUACCCGUCCUGGUGUGGCCAUUGAAUUAAGUAUUCAGAGUGUAUAGUCUUAUUAUGAAGUGCUUUAGUAUGUGAGCUGUUGUGUGUGCGUGCAUGUGUGUGUGUGUGUGUGUGUGUGUGUGUGUGUGUGUGUGUGUGUGUGUGUGUGUGUGUGUGUGGAAUCAGUAAGAUUUAUUUUUUAUGUUUUAAAAGGUAAUUCUGCUCAUCAAGGCUGUAUUUAUUGGAUGGAAAAUAGUCAAAAUUGUUAAAUAUAAUAAUAUAAUCCAUUAAUAACGGUUUUCUUAUUGAACAUAGUUUCAAGUUUAGUUUAUUCCUGUGAUUCAAAGCUGAAUUUUCAUCAUUACUCCAGUCUAUACGUCUGUGUCACGUGAGCCUUCACAAAUCAGAAUGCUGUUUGCUUGUGAUCAUUUAUUAUUGGUACAAAAACACUGAUUUAAAAUAAUAAUAAUAAUAAUAAUUCUAAAAUAAAAUAGGCGACACAGUGGCUCAGUGGUUAGCAAUGUUAUCUCACAGCAAGAAGGUCGCUGGUUCAAGUCCUGGCUGGAUCAGUUGACAUGUCUGUGUUCGUAAUGCUGUGGGUUUUAUCCGGGUGCUCAGGUUUCUCCCACAGUCCAAACGCACUACGGCCAAUUUUAUUUAUCCAAUUCAUCUAUAGUGUACGAGUGUGUGUGUGUGGGUGGAUACUGGGUUGCAGCUGGAAGGGCAUCCGCUGUGUAAAACAUAUGCUGGAUAACUUGGCGGUUCAUUCCAAUGUGGCGACCCCUGAGAAAUACGCAACUAAGCCGAAGGUAAAUGAAUGAAUGAACAAAUGAAAUAAAAUAAUGAUUCCUCCAAUUGUCAGCGCUGAAAGUUCUAAACUUCGUAAUAUUAUGGAAACUGCCAUACAUUUGACUUUUAGGAUUCUUUUUAACGUUUAAAAAUAAUAGCUUUUAUUUAUGGUCUUUUUUUACAUUACCAUACAAA